This is a messenger RNA of Punica granatum (pomegranate), 702 nucleotides long. Lineage: Eukaryota; Viridiplantae; Streptophyta; Magnoliopsida; Myrtales; Lythraceae. The record is from RefSeq and is a predicted model, not a curated record.
AUGGACAGCGGUGGCGAAGGAAGCAUCAGUGGGAAGGAUCAGGCUGUUGAUGCGCCUUCUGUCGCCAAUGGUGGCAUGACUCUCGAUCAUUUUCUGGACAUAAACCUCGAUGAGAUUCUGGACGGGCAUGCUGUCAAUGAAUUUCUGGAUGAUCUUGACAAAUGGUUACUGGUCCCGGAAGCCGUUCCAGAGGGUCCCACAGACCACGGACAGUCAGCUAUCAUCCCAGCCCCAGGUGAGGCUGAGGCGGGCCAGAAGCGUAAGAGGAAGGAAGCAGUUGGCGAGCUGGUGGAGCGCCAGAAGCCCGAGAGGAAGAAAGCAGUCUCCUGGACUGAGGAUGAGCGCAGGAUAUUCAUGUUUGGAUAUGAUCUCUACAAAACGUCGACAGAAAAAUGGAAGGAAAUUUCAACGCCUAUGCUGCCAAAUACGACCGAAAUAGCGAGCCAUGCCCAAAAGUAUCCUGAACGGAGAGAACGUCGCAGGCAAGAUAGGCAGAGGAAGAGCAUUAAUGACACAGUCGUACGGGAGGAGGACUGGAUCGACCUCGUCCCCUCGAUCCAGGAAAAGCACGACGUCCAGAAGCGGUCAAACUGUCCCAAGCAGCCCCCACAGUGGCUCAGUCCCAUAUCGGCCAGUUUCAUCAAGUCCCAGGAUUGUCCUUUCCUGGACAGAUGCAAUCCCGGCUUCAUCAGAUGCCUGUGA